Exaiptasia diaphana is the source of this 832-nucleotide messenger RNA. RefSeq lists its product as uncharacterized. The record is from RefSeq and is a predicted model, not a curated record. Lineage: Eukaryota; Metazoa; Cnidaria; Anthozoa; Actiniaria; Aiptasiidae. The transcript is spliced from 5 exons. The coding region runs from base 75 to 704 and encodes 209 amino acids.
GAAUCAGAACCAGAGGAGUCAAGAUAAAUCAAGGACUUUGAUAUACUGUUCGCAGGUUUUUAAAACGUGGAAAAAUGAUUCUWGUGUUUGUUGUCUUGACCGUCAUUCUCAAUGAAGGACUGUCAGCUGAAUAUAAAAAGGUUGGCUGCUUCAAAGAUCAUGAUGAACCUAGACGAGCCCUUCGUGCUCACUUGUCUGAUGGUUCUGGAUCAGUAGUUAAAUGCGCAAGAGAAGCAAAGGCAAGGGGCUUUACCGUAUUUGGACUUCAAAAUGGCGGUGAAUGCUGGUCUGGAAAGGGGAAUUAUGCCAAGUAUGGUAGAGGUGAAGGAUGCAAAGAUGGCCUUGGUGGUUCGUGGCGGAAUGAUGUCUACAAAUUCCCGGUUGCAGAGUACAAGGGCUGCUUUAAUUCCUACACCUUGUUAGAUGUUUUGGAACUCCACCAUGCCAUAAAGUCGUCAUCAGCUCAAAAAUACGACUACAAACACGCCCGCAUCGACUGCGAGAAUCUGGCCAAAUCCAGAAACGCCGUUGGCUUUGCUAUACAGUGGGAGAGUUUGCUGAGCGGGUUUUUUGGAACUCGGCUGUGCUACACGAUUUCAUCAGGAGAUAAGCCUAGCCGUUUUGGAAAGCAUUCUUUAAUAGCAAAAUGCGAUAAAAAUCGUCUUGGUGGAUACCGUCUUAUGAGUGUCUACCUGUUCAAAUAGCUGGAUCAUGCACCAAGACGAUGACACGAUCAAUACCAUGGAACAAAAGACUUGAAAGUGAUCGAUCUAAUAGUUGUAGAAUUUAGUAUAAUGAGAAAUAAAGUGGAAUUAAAAAAUACACCAUUCCA